Messenger RNA from Chilo suppressalis (striped riceborer), 6306 nucleotides. Lineage: Eukaryota; Metazoa; Arthropoda; Insecta; Lepidoptera; Crambidae. The record is from the annotation of a GenBank genome assembly.
CCCGGAGUCAGUGGAGUCGUAAACAGUACCUACCCAUAGUUUAGUUAGUGUUGAUACGGUGAAUUAUGUAUUUUUGGUGACGUCAUCAAUUAAAUAACGCAAAAUGAAAGAUCGAACAGAAACCGAGAAAGGCAUUGAUAAACUGGGGCUUCCUCCCAUGACACUGGCGGAGUGUAAUGAAAACAACAAACAGCGCAGGGAUAUGCUUAUAUAUAACAUUGUUAGAAAAAUAUGUAUAUUUCUACUUCUCUUCACUAUCUUCGCUGGACUUUUAUUAUUUACGACACGACUCAUCGACAGUAUAGAAAAUUUCCGCACCACAGAAAUUGUAUUCGUUACAAGCGUUAGCAAAGGUUCAAAGGUCAUACGACAACAGGACGCAGUAGAAGUAUCUUUCCAACUGAAAAAUCACUCGUCUGAUAAACUUCCCAGCUUGGAAAGGAAAAAACGAGACCUAGAACACCACACUGCUGAAGACACAAUUGCGAAAUUCAAAGACGUAGACUAUAAGAAAGCUAGAGAAGUCAUUCUGAAUCAUAAUGUUUUAUGCAAUAAUGAAAACAAAAACGAAGUUUGUAAAAACAUUGUCAUGAAGUUGAAAUCAAUCACGGAAGACGGACAUAACCAAGUAGACAGUAGCAAAGCUAAAGACGUUCCGAAAGCAAAUAUUGAUUACCUAACUAAACGUGAUGCUCUACCGAUACCCGAUAUCGACAGAUUUGUUGAAAACCGUGACGCCUAUGGCCCCUCGUAUGCGCCUGAUCCAUAUUCUUCAUGGGUUCCAUAUGCACCACCUCAUUCAAACCAAGGUUUUGCACAUCCACCUUCAGACACUUGCUUACUUGCACAUCUUAUAAAACAACAGCAUCCCCAAGGUGCAUAUGGAUAUCAACCUGAAAAUUUACCUAAUCAGCAUUACGGAUAUCCUUAUCCUGAAACGCACCCUUUAUACCGUUCUUCGUAUACUGAGGAACGAAAUUCUGAGCCGGUCCACACACAACCACAUCCUCAAGAUAUAGAAAUAUUUAUGAAAUUUUUAGCCCCAAAACCACAGGUGACUUCCACGGGAAAACACACAAACGCAUCGCUCCGUGAUGCCCAAUGUCCAGAGGGUACUAUACCCUGUGACAACGGUGAAAGCUGCAUAACAGAAACUCAGUGGUGCAACGGACAUGUGGAUUGUUCCGAUGUCAGUGAUGAGUCGAGAUGUAGCUGUAAAUCAAGAGUCGAUAAAUUCAGACUUUGCGAUGGAUACUUCGACUGCCCAUUCGGAGAAGACGAAAUGGGAUGUUAUGGUUGCAGCGAAAAUGCAUUUAGCUGUGAAGACUUAGAUUUGAAUUCAAAGAGUACUUGCUUCACAAAAGAACAAAGGUGUAAUAAUAUUAUGGAGUGUCCGAAUAACAGGGACGAGAUAGAUUGUAAUAUGCUGUCACCCAACCUUUUCACAAAACCGCUAUUUGCAAUUUCCAACACAGAAGGGUUUUUACAACGUAAUUACAAAGGUGAUUGGUACGCUGUGUGUAAGAAUCCUUACAUGUGGGCACACGAUGCUUGUCGUCGAGAAACGGGACUCAUAUUAAGGCCACCCAUAAUACAAAUCAUACCAGUUGAUCCACUACUACGAAUGAAGUACUUGAACACCGGUCCAGCAGGACUUCACACCAGCGAUAUGUGUAUGAACUCAUCUGCUAUUUACAUCACCUGUCCUGAACUGCUUUGUGGCACAAGAAUAUCAACCACGUCCCAACUGCUGAAAGAGAAUGCAGCCAUCGAAAAUCACCUUUACGGUAGAAAUAAACGUUUUCUAGUAAACGGCCGCCCAUAUCCCUCCACGUAUAGCCAACGAGGAUCGCACGAUAAAGCCUCAUUGGUUAAAAGGAAGACAGCUAAAAAACCAUCCGAUGAUUUGAGAUUAAAACGGGCACAGAGUAGAGUGGUAGGCGGCAGGCCUAGCAAGCCGGCCGCGUGGCCGUGGGUGGCUGCGUUGUACAGAAACGGCCUGUUCCAUUGUGGAGGAGUGGUCCUAACGCAGCAGUGGGUUUUAUCGGCGGCCCAUUGUGUUCACGAGUUCUGGAAACACUACUACGAAGUGCAGGUUGGCAUGCUGCGUCGCUUCUCGUUCUCACCGCAAGAGCAGAACCACCGCAUCACUCACGUCAUAGUGAACCAGAAGUACGACCGCGAUGAUAUGAGGAACGACCUCUCUCUGUUACGCGUUAUGUCCGCCAUACAGUUCAGUCGAUGGGUGCGACCGAUAUGUCUACCGGGGCCGAAUACUGCAGGAAGGGACUGGAUGUGGGGCCCGCCACCGGGAACACAGUGUACUGCCGUCGGGUGGGGCGCCACUGUGGAGCACGGACCAGAUCCUGACCACAUGCGUGAGGUAGAGUUGCCAAUAUGGGAAACCUGCAAGCACUCGGAAGAUCGUCAAGGAAAAGAAAUAUGCGCUGGGUUAAUGGAAGGUGGCAAAGACGCCUGUCAGGGAGACAGCGGAGGACCACUUUUGUGCAGAAAUCCGUUAAAUCCACAACAAUGGUACGUGGCAGGCAUUGUAAGUCACGGAGACGGGUGCGCUCGCAAAGGCGAGCCGGGUGUUUACACGCGAGUCAGUCUGUUUGUUAAGUGGAUAAAGUUCAAUAUAGGUUCUAAAAAUUUACCUUCAAUUCAACCUUUACAAAAAUGUCCUGGAUUCAAGUGCAAUUCUGGAAUUUCGAAAUGUCUCGCUGAUAAGCGUGUAUGUGACAAAAUAAUCGAUUGCCUGAACGGUGAAGAUGAAAUUAACUGUAAUUCGAUGAGGUCGUUUGAAAACAUAUUUUUAUCUCGAAAUUCGAAAGAUCAAGACUCCGAAAAAACACAAAGCACAAUUAAUAAAAAACUUCCUGGAGGACUGAAGCCUGAUUCCAGCUCCACUAGUGAGGAAGAAAUAACAAAUUUAAAGAAAUUUCCAGCUAGAAGUAACAAUCCAUUGAAUGAAAAAUUAGCAAAUGAUUUUGAACAUGCAUCUACUAUGGAAAGGUCUAUUUCAAACAGCGAUGAAUUAGCUCGAGCCAGUACAGAAGAAGCUACCAUAGAUCCAACUACAACAAAUGAUAACGACUCUGAAUUUCCCAAGCGAGAUGAAACCAGUUCAUUCACAAUGUUUAACUCUAGAGUAGCCUUAGAGUCUAGAUCAGUAGUAUCAGAAAAUACUGUCAUACAAAACAAAUUGAAAGAAGCAGAAAGAGCUAGUGACAUUCAAGAAAAUUGGGCUAACUUAGAAUCUACAUCAACGAUUGCAACUACUGUAGCCAACAUGGAUCCAUUGGACCCCACGACGUCAACUACUGUAGAAACAACAUCUUCUACAAUUAUAACAACAGUCGCAUUAGAUUCUACACUUAAGCCAAAUUUUACCGUUGGAACAUCUUUUAACGCGCAAAAUAGUUCUGAUGACAUGAACGAAAGAGAAACCAAAUCACUCAAAGUAGAAUUGCUUCCACUUGCUGAAAAUAUUGCUCAAAAUAAUGAGGAUAACAAUCUUAAAACUGAGGUGCCUCAAAACAGAGAACUGCUUUCUACGAUGAAAUCAGAUACAGAGAAGCCUUCAGGUAAAACUUUUACCAGCUUCGAUGAAAAGCUGGACGUCAUCCAUAAAAUAGAAGAUUUAGUUUUAUCUGAAUUACAACCUGCAAAAAUAAGAAAGAAACAUGUAGCACCAAAAGAUUUUGAAUGCCGACGCAUAUAUCAAAUAAUACCAUAUAAACAUCGAUGCGACCACAAAGCUGAUUGUGAAGAUGGAACAGAUGAGUUAGCUUGCACCUGUGUGGAUUAUUUAUUUUCAUUCGAUAAAAGACUUUUAUGUGAUGGAGUUUUUGAUUGUGCUGAUGGGCAAGAUGAAAUAGAUUGUUUUAGCUGUCCAGAAGAUCGUUUCCUUUGUAGAAAAAGUCAAAUUUGCUUACCAACAAAACACGUUUGCGACGGAAAACCUCAUUGUCCUCAAGGCGAAGAUGAAUUAGAUUGUUUUGCUUUAACUAACGGGAAAGAAAUAGCCUUUGAUUUUAAUGAAAGACCCAAAACGCUUUUGGAAGGGUAUGUGACAAAGAAAGUCAAAAGCCAGUGGCAUGUUGUUUGUGAAGACAAUCUAACGACAGAACAACAGGAACAAGCUGCUGGUCAUAUUUGUCACUAUUUAGGUUUUAGCUCUGCGAACAGAUAUCGCCUGAAGCACUUAAAUGUAAAUGAUGAAAUACUAAGAUCUUCCACUGACGAUAGAUCAAAAAGAGAUAUUCGAAGUAAUGCCCGGGUACAUUUCACAUACCGGGACUCAAGUGCUAACGCAAACGCUAGAGACGUAGUCAUUAAAGAUCCACAGGUAUUAAGGGAACAAUGCAUUCCUAAUGUGAAAAAGACUUGUAUGACACUAUACGUGUAUUGCAAUAACGGUUUAUUUACAAACAUUGACAUGUUAUCUCAAAAUCUUUUGUUUGAACGAUCCGCGGUUGAUAGUACUAGCCUUGAACAGAUGUGGCCUUGGAUCGCUAAAGUCUUUGUUGAAGGAAAAUAUAAAUGCACAGGUGUUUUAGUCGACACAAGUUUGGUCUUAGUAAGUCACACCUGCCUUUGGGAUUCAUUCCUUAGUGAACAUCAUAUAACUGUGGUUCUUGGUUCUCAUAGAACUUUGAAUUCUACUAGCGGACCUUUUGAACAAAUAUAUCUUGUAGAUGGCAAGAAAGAAAUAUACCGCAGUAAUGUUAUUUUACUUCACUUAAAUGGAUCGGCACAAUAUUCAGCUAUGGUGAAACCCAUGGUCAUUCAAACUACAACGAUUCCAGAGGAUAAACCAUCAAUGUGUGUAGCGGUGGGUCAAGACGAAAAUAACAAAACUGUUAGUGUUGUUGUAGAAGAAACGAUUGAAAAUUGCCAUUCACAUAAUAAAUGUUUUAAAGUUAAAGAAAAUUCAAAACCUUGCUCUCCUAAAAUGGUGUCAAAGCGUGAGUGGUCAGGGAUCAUCAGUUGUCACACAGAACAAGGAUGGUAUCCCUCCGCGACAUUCGUCGACAGCAGAGGCGAAUGUGGAUCUAUUAACCACAUUACUGGAACUAAUAUCGAAAAUUUGAAGCUGGAAAUAAAACAUGCCAAUACAGAUGGAGCUUGGUCUACCAAAAAUUUGGUCUCCACUGAUAAAUGUGAAGGAGUGAGAUGUGGACGAGGUAAAUGUGUGGAACUCCGUAACGUAUGUAACGGCAUAAGAGAAUGUGAAGAUGGAAACGACGAAUCAGAACAGUCCUGUGAGAAGCGAAAUCAUAUCUGCAAGAAAAAUCCGUAUAGCAAAGGAUGCGAAUGCUCGAUCGAUCAGUUCAGGUGUCACAACGGCGAAUGUAUUCCCAAGGAAAAGUUUAACGACGGUUACGACGACUGCGGAGACCAGACCGACGAGCCCGCUGAGUCUACCUGCUCCAAGUACUUGGCCAGGGUAAUGCCCUCGGGGCUCUGCGACGGAGUACUGCACUGCAAGGACAGGAGUGACGAAGACCCCAUGUUCUGCAAAUGUUUCGCGAAUCGAACUUAUCCGUGUGGUAAAGUGAGUGAAAUAGAUCAUUGUGUAGCACCAGACGUGGUUUGCGAUGGUGUUGCUGAUUGUCCUAAUGGUGAAGAUGAACAAACCUGCAUGGGUCUUAGCGCUCCUCAUGGCACUCCGUAUGGCAGAGGUCAAGUCAUAGUGCGGUCCCACGGCGUCUGGCAUUCAAAGUGCUUUUCAAGACCAAAACACACGAAAUCCGAACUGGAAGCUAUUUGCCGUGAACUGGGAUUCAUCAGCGGGCACGCUAAAGAAUUGGACGCUGCCGACAACAUGACUCCAUAUCCUCACAACAACGUCCUAGUUGACGAAUUCAGUGACAUCAUACUGAACAAUAAGACCAGAAUACGACUUCGUAACACACACGAACCAUUGGCCAGAGCAAUUUUCGAUAACAAGUUAGAGAAUUGUUACCACGUUUUCAUAGAAUGCUUAUAAAACUACAUUACAUACUCAUACCUACCUACGAGGAAUCUAUUUUCAUAAGUCCCUAAAUAACGUAUAUUUUGAUCAGCAAUAUGAAUGACAACACAAUCAACAAUCAGCGUAGGUAUGAAGAAGAUUAUCGGGUAAAACUACAGAGUUGAAUUGUCAUUCCAAUUUUCAAUGUGAGUUAAUGAAAAUGGACCAGUUUCUCAACAAUAGAUGAACAGUUGAAGUGUUGUUACCUACCCAGUUGUAUAGAGCGUAGUUUGUUUUAAGUUUUGUACCUAUUUUAUUUAUUAAUUAAACUAAUUCGUGUGUUUCCA